This is a messenger RNA of Oppiella nova, 351 nucleotides long. Lineage: Eukaryota; Metazoa; Arthropoda; Arachnida; Sarcoptiformes; Oppiidae. The record is from the annotation of a GenBank genome assembly.
AUGAAUACUCUUUUAGCCACUCCGCAAAAACUUCCCGUCACCGUGCUUUCUGGAUUCUUAGGGGCUGGAAAGACCACCUUACUCAAUCAUAUCUUAAACAAUCGUGAAGGCCGAAAAAUUGCAGUGAUUGUGAAUGAUAUGUCGGAGGUCAAUAUUGAUGCCGCUUUAGUUCGAGAGGGCGGUGCUGAGCUUUCAAGAACGGAUGAAAAAGAAGACCUACUGGUUGAAGUACGUCGUUUAGCACAGGAUCAGCGCUUUGAUCAAUUGGGAUCUCUGAACCACUCCCUGUUGCAGAAACGUUUACCUUUGAAGAUGAAAAUGGGAUUUCUCUCAAUGAGUUUGCCCGCUUAG